Molecule: messenger RNA, 1623 nt
Organism: Yarrowia lipolytica CLIB122
Lineage: Eukaryota; Fungi; Ascomycota; Dipodascomycetes; Dipodascales
Biological process (GO): transmembrane transport
Cellular component (GO): membrane
Molecular function (GO): transmembrane transporter activity
Source: RefSeq, a predicted model, not a curated record
AUGUCGCUUAUAAUGACCACUCAACCCCCUCUAGCUGGUCUAGACUCAGACCCUUCCAACCCACAACGCCCCAGCGGCGAUUCUUCCACGUCCAACCUCGAAAACUCACCCACCCUCACACCAUGUCCUCCUGCAUUUCCAGACGGAGGUCUGGAAGCCUGGCUGCAAGUUCUCGGCGGCUUUUGCAUCCUAUUCAACUCCUGGGGAGUCACCACCACCAUGGGAGUCUACCAGUCAUACUACAGAUCGUCCCUGUUGGCUGAUGUGCCUCAAUCGUCUACAGCCUGGAUCCAGUCAAUCCAAAUCGCAUGCAUCUUCUACGGAGGAACCCUCAGUGGCCGGUUCUUCGAUAAAGGAUAUCUCAACGUCCUGGUGGUAGGAGGCUCCAUUCUCACAUUCACAUGCUACAUGGUGCUGGCCGAAUGCACAGAGUACUGGCACGUUCUUCUGUGUCAGGGACUAGGUAUGGGCCUCGGUAUGGGAGCCACAUUUGCCCCCUCAAUGGCAUGCGUCUCGCAAUACUUCUCCAAGAAACGAGGCCUGGCUAUCGGCAUCUGUAGUGCUGGCGCAGGUGUGGCAGGUAUCGUGCUGCCCAUCAUGGCAAACAACUUGUUGCCUAGCGACAAGAUCGGCUUUGCAGCGACUACCAGAGCGCUGGCAGGCGUCUACGCGGGCAUGGCUAUCAUUGCUAUUUGUAUCCUGCGCUACAGGAAACAUCCUGCCCAAGAAAGCAAGCUUCUCCAAAUGUUUGACGUGGCUACAAAACUCCAGCGGCUCAUCAAUCGGUCACGCGAACCAAAGACGGAGCCCGUGUGUCCCAAUGAUCACGACCUCGAAAUUGGUGAGUCUUCUGAAACACCAGACUCGCCUGCUACCGAAAAAGCGGUAAUCAAUGUGGGUGCAGAAAAGAAGUCCUGUGACAGCAACGCUCCUCAUGUCAAGAAAGAGAGCAAGUUCACAAUUAUCGAUCUGGCUACGCUCAAAAACCCUGUCUACGUGCUUUUUGUUAUCGCCACUUCCCUUGCAUUCCUUGUUCUCUACAUCCCAUACUAUUACCUGCAGCAGUUUUCCAUUGACCAUGGAAUGAGUGAACAAGUCAUCAGAUACACAGUCACUGUUCUAUGUGCUGGUGCGACUAUUGGUCGAGUGGGACCUGCUGUAAUGGCUGACUAUCUCGGGAAAUUCAACAUUCUCGUCUUCGUCAGUAUGAUUAACGGAAUUCUGCUAUUUUGCUGGAUGCACCUUGACAAGCUUGCACUUCCAGGAGGUACUCAGAAACGGGACCAGUUCAGCUCCCACGAAAACAUCGACUCGCGUGACGCCCAGGUCAUUGUCUUUGCGUUCUUCUACGGCUUCUUUUCAGGGGCUCUGGGUACUUUCCCUCCCUUUGUUCUGCCCUCUCUAGCUCCUAGUAUGGACAAGGUGGGGGUUUGUCUAGGACAGGCCUUUUUGUGUCUUGGAACCGUGUCGUUGGUAGCAAAUCCCAUUGCAGGAUUUAUCAUUGGCAAAGAAGGACGGUACCAUGUGGUUGCUCCUUAUUGCGGAGCUGUAAUGAUGGCAGCUUGUCUAUUGUACGUCAUCACAAGAGUCAAUGUUGGAGGAUGGAAGUUUGGUAGGGUAUAG